This is a messenger RNA of Spirometra erinaceieuropaei, 300 nucleotides long. NCBI's taxonomy places the organism in Eukaryota, Metazoa, Platyhelminthes, Cestoda, Diphyllobothriidea, Diphyllobothriidae. The record is from the annotation of a GenBank genome assembly.
AUGGUGUCAUUUGAUGUCGUCUCACUCUUCACGUCCAUACCACGGGCCCUUGCGGUCGAAACGCUCAGCGACCUGCUACAACAGAAUUACGAUGAGGGUGAUGGGUUCACGGUUCAGGAUCUCAUAGAACUCAUGUGGCACUGUCUCAAGACAUUCUCCACCUAUGAAGAGGCCACAUACGAGCGAAUUAAGGGCACUCAGAAGGGUUCACCAAUCUCCGGGCCUAUUGCCGAGGCGCUUCUGCAAAAACUUGAGGACUGUUCGAGAAGUACAAAGCAAAUUUUGGGCACGCCACGUUGA